GGUCUUGGCAACCCAUCCGACGGAGAAGCCAUGCGGGGUCUUCCUGGCUUGGUUUUCCUCCUGGGCUGCUCCGCCUUUGCAGCCGCAGCCUCGGAAGAAGGGAAAAACUGGUGUUAUGCCUCACAACUGUGUAAAGUCCCGGACUGCAAAGAGCCUCGUCUAUGGGCAAAGGUAGACUCAGAAUGUGGGAAUGACAAACAAUCUCCGAUUAAUAUUCUCACCCGGCAGGUAACCUACAACGAAUCUCUGAAAGCGUUUAACUUUAUAAACUACAACGUCAAAUCCAAUGGCAAAUGGACCAUGGAAAACAAUGGACACACAGUCAUCGUCCAGCUGGAUCCGUCAGGGAAGGUAGAACUUGGGGGUCUGAACGGAAGAUACAAGGUGGUGCAGUUUCAUUUCCACUGGGGCAGCGAGGUAGGGAAGACGCAGAGUCCUGGAUCCGAACACAGCAUUGACGGAGAGAGGUACCCCAUGGAGCUUCACAUUGUCCACAUUAAGGAGGAAUUUGGCAACAUAGAAUCAGCGAGCGAAGAAAAAGGCGUAGCAGUGUUGGGAUUUUUUAUAAAGGCUGGCAAAACGAACCCAAACUAUGAACCGCUCAUUUCAAAUUUAGAAAAGAUUGGGGCUAAAGGGGGAAAAGUUGACAUUCCAGCUUUGGCCCUGGAAUCCCUGAUCCCGGACAAGAAGGAUCUCACCAACUUCUAUCGCUACACCGGCUCUCUGACCACCCCCGGUUGCAAUGAGGAGGUGGUCUGGACCUUGUUUGAGAAACCCAUUGAACUUGGGGGGGAACAGAUCCAAAAGUUCUGGGAAAAGGUGUAUUUCGACAGUGAGAAGAAACUUCCCAUGGUGGACAAUUUUCGACCAGUUCAGCCUCUAGGCGCCCGAAUUGUCGAAAAAUCAAACUCAAACCUCCUCCUGCCUCUGAGGAAGGCGCUCUUGCUGGUCCCAACCGCCGCGUUGCUGGCCUUCGCUUGGAUCUCCUGAAGAGCCAGAGCUGGAACAUUCGAACCGUUCGCAUUGAACGGCCCUU
Pseudonaja textilis is the source of this 1036-nucleotide messenger RNA. RefSeq names its product carbonic anhydrase 4 (gene CA4). Gene Ontology annotation, molecular function: carbonate dehydratase activity; zinc ion binding. Gene Ontology annotation, cellular component: plasma membrane. The record is from RefSeq and is a predicted model, not a curated record. Lineage: Eukaryota; Metazoa; Chordata; Lepidosauria; Squamata; Elapidae.